Molecule: messenger RNA, 1419 nt
Organism: Phytophthora sojae
Lineage: Eukaryota; Oomycota; Peronosporomycetes; Peronosporales; Peronosporaceae
Exons: 1
Coding region: 1-1386 (461 amino acids)
Biological process (GO): regulation of transcription by RNA polymerase II
Cellular component (GO): NuA4 histone acetyltransferase complex; SWI/SNF complex
Molecular function (GO): chromatin binding
Source: RefSeq, a predicted model, not a curated record
AUGUACGCAGGCGGAGGAGCCCACGAGGGCGAGCACCAUGGCGCGGCCUCCUCGAGCGCCGCCGCGGAGGCCAACGACCUGGACGCGCUGGUGUUCGAGUUCGGCACGUCGCGCUGCAAGUUCGGCUACGCGGGCGAGGACUUCCCGCGCGUGUUCGAGCGCCCGCUGCCGCACGCGGAGGUGCAGGACGACGCCGAGGCCGCGCUGAAGCUGAACCGCCGCGCCGCGCAGACCGAGAGCGACCCGGAGAAGCUGGCGCAGUGGCUGUUCGACGCCGCCAGCUCGCGCCUGCAGACGCGGCUCAGCGAGCACCCGCUGCUGCUCGUGGAGCGGCCGUUCGCGCUGCCGGAGGACCCCGAGGACGCGGACAAGGCGGCGGAGGACGCGGAUGCCGCCGACAAGCACAAGACCGUGGCGCAGACGCCGAGCGGCAAGAAGCGCGACCUGCGCGCGCGCGAGCAGAUGGUGGAGGUGGUCAUGGAGGAGCUGGGCGUGCCCGCGCUCUUCUGCGCCAAGAGCGCCGUGCUCGCCUGCUACGCCAACGGACGCACGAGCGGCCUGGUGGUCGAGAUGGGCGCCACGUACACGAGCGUGACCUCGGUGCACGAGGGCUACGCCUUCGCGUACCCUAAGAGCCAGGUGACGCUGUUCGGCGGCCACGACCUGGACGCCUUCUUGAGGCAGAAGCUGGCCCCGCAGGUGGCCAAGAGCUGGGAGCAGAGGGCGGAGGCCACGUCGCUGGAGCAGGAGGUGGCCAGGAGGAAGAAACAGAGCUGGUCGUACGUGGUGGAAGCCAAGGAGAGCGGACUGUGCCGAGUGGCGGACGGACCCUUCGACGAGGUGCAGAACGCCCAGCUGCCGCUGAUCAACUACGAGCUGCCCGACAAGACGGUGGUGGCCAUGGGCACGGAGCGGUUUAGCGUCGCAGAGCACUAUUUCCUGGGGGAGACGGUGCCCGCUACGGCGAGUACCGAGAGCGCUGGUGCUGUGAGCGACGGACCGGGCAUGAGACUGCCCGAGUUGAUUUGUGAGACUGGAGGACUCACGACCGAGACCGAGCUGCGCAAGGAGCUGUUCCAGAACAUUGUGCUCACAGGAGGCAGCUCGUGCUUCGAGAACAUGCCCACGCGCAUUGAGCGCGAGGUGGUCACGACGUUGAGCGGUACGCCGCUGCCGCUUACGGCGUCGGGGAAUUCAGGCGCGGCCGGCGGGUUUACGAGUAGUUUACGCGUUAAGGUGGUAGCGGCCCAUGCUCAGGAGCGCCGCGUGGGGUCGUUCCUGGGCGGCUCCAUCUUGGCGUCACUAGGCUCGUUCCACGAGAUGUGGAUGUCCAAGGCAGAGUACGCAGAGCAUGGUGCCGCGCUAAUUCACAAGAAGUGUCCAUAAGACUGCAAGCCUAGGUGCUGCGGCGGGAAUAGC